Messenger RNA from Monomorium pharaonis (pharaoh ant), 737 nucleotides. RefSeq lists its product as uncharacterized. NCBI's taxonomy places the organism in Eukaryota, Metazoa, Arthropoda, Insecta, Hymenoptera, Formicidae. The record is from RefSeq and is a predicted model, not a curated record. The transcript is spliced from 4 exons. Bases 233 to 670 code for a protein of 145 amino acids.
AAAAGCGUGUUUUUAUUCCGCCGCGCUCGCGAGCGGAAGAGUGUGUUGAUGGUGCGGAAGUGUGAGUGCUACGGGAAGCGCAACAAUAUCACUCGAAUAUCCUGUACUCGUACUGUAAACAUAUGUACCGUAAAUAAUUGAAAUAAUAGGAUUUGUAGAUGGAAUUGAAUCUCCACGGUUUGUUGGAACGAAACAACAAUACAAAUUUUUUAAAUUUUAUGUAAAUAAUGGGAUGGGCGAACGUGUGCAAGUGGUUGCUUGGAAUAACGAUAUUGAUAAUAUCGAGCAUCACAUACAAUCUAAUCAUAUUAUACAUUUGAAUGAAGUCCAGGCAAGACCUCUAAAAAUAGCACAAUUUAAUAAUGGUAAUUUGCCAUACGAAUUGCAAGUUCAAGCAAGUACUAUUAUUAUAAAUAAAGGAAAAUGUAUUCCAAUGAGUUUUACAGAUACAAAACCCGUAUAUGUUCAGUUCAACGAUAUUUUUAAUACAUCUGAACGUAUAAUAUCAGAAGGAUAUAUCAAAACAAACUUUACUGAAAUGCAUAACAACAGAUUAAACAAAAUAAUUGGUUGUGGCUCAUUAACGAAUGAAAAAUAUAAAAUUGAAGUCCACAUUAUAAAUUUUACAAAUGAAGAAUACAGUACUUUUAACAUAAAAGUGAUAAAAUAGAAAUAAUAGGUACUAUGCAGACCACAGGUAAAGAAUCAUUUGUAUUUAUCUUAUAUUGCUAAUAGAU